This is a messenger RNA of Vitis vinifera (wine grape), 612 nucleotides long. RefSeq names its product small nuclear ribonucleoprotein E-like. Bases 184 to 450 code for a protein of 88 amino acids. Lineage: Eukaryota; Viridiplantae; Streptophyta; Magnoliopsida; Vitales; Vitaceae. The record is from RefSeq and is a predicted model, not a curated record. Gene Ontology annotation, biological process: mRNA splicing, via spliceosome; spliceosomal snRNP assembly. Gene Ontology annotation, molecular function: RNA binding. The transcript is spliced from 6 exons. Gene Ontology annotation, cellular component: U1 snRNP; U5 snRNP; precatalytic spliceosome.
GGCAUUGGACCCAACAUUGGAUUCGGGUCGGUCUGGAUUUUGGACCGACCCGAAUGAAUUCUAAACUAUAGCCCCAGCUCGACAAAGUGCAGCUGCUACUGAGAGGGAGAAAGAGCUUCAUUCGGCGGCUAGGGUUUCACUUCGUCAACGUCUCCGAAGAAGAGAGCUCCGAACUUAGCAGCCAUGGCGACCACCAAAGUCCAGAGGAUUAUGACCCAGCCCAUUAAUCUGAUAUUCAGGUUUCUUCAAAGCAAAGCUCGAAUUCAGAUUUGGCUAUUUGAGCAGAAAGAUUUGAGAAUUGAAGGCAGAAUCAUAGGAUUUGACGAGUACAUGAAUUUGGUUCUGGAUGAUGCUGAAGAAGUCAAUGUCAAGAAAAACACAAAAAAGACUUUAGGAAGGAUUCUCCUCAAAGGAGACAACAUUACGCUGAUGAUGAAUACGGGAAAAUGAUGUUUUUGCAGUGCAUGUGAUCACAUGGAGGUUGAUGUUUUUAGAUUCUGCAGUAGCCUUUUAAUUCAACUCGGGUAUCGUAUAUGUCCAUAGACAUCUUAAAGAUGACUAAAUCUGUGUACCUUGGAUUCAUAGCAAAUGAUAUUAUUCUCUUCUUGUUUA